Aspergillus novofumigatus IBT 16806 is the source of this 1641-nucleotide messenger RNA. RefSeq names its product carboxylesterase family protein. The record is from RefSeq and is a predicted model, not a curated record. The transcript is spliced from 5 exons. Bases 1 to 1641 code for a protein of 546 amino acids. NCBI's taxonomy places the organism in Eukaryota, Fungi, Ascomycota, Eurotiomycetes, Eurotiales, Aspergillaceae.
AUGUGGAUCUCCUGCUCAUUUCUUACUAUCAUUGUACUGGCCAUUGUGUCAGAGCUUGCUUCUUCUGCGAACAUUGGCAGCACCCUCGAACGGAGCCAUAAACUCCCCCUGCUGAAGCUUCCAUACGGGACAUGGCGGGCCCAUCAAUACAAUGCCGAAGCAGAUGUUUAUGUGUUCCGCAACAUCCGCUACGCUGCUCCUCCACUUGGUGAACUACGCUGGUCCAAACCAGCAACCCCCGAAUUCAUUCCUGGCAUCCAAGACGGUUCGUACGGUCAUAACUGCAUUCCUGCUCCAAUUCCAGACCAGUUUUUUAUGCCAGGCGUCAAAAAUCUCACCAAGAAUUCAGCCGAGGACUGUCUCUUUCUCGACGUUUACGUGCCCGGGAAAGUGGUAAGAAAACGCCAGAGACUGAUUCCAGUGGUUGUUUGGAUUCAUGGUGGAGCGUACGUUAGCGGCUCCAAAGACCAGGCAAUAGGGACAGGAUACUACGAUGGCACAAGCCUUAUCCAGCAAGCAGAUAACAAUCUGAUUGUUGUAACUAUUAAUUAUCGCCUGGGAGCUUUUGGCUUCCUUGCCGGAGAGCCUCUGCGCACCCAAGGAGUCUUCAACGCUGGUCUGCAUGAUCAGCGAGCUGCCCUUGCUUGGGUACAAGCAUACAUUCAUCUACUUGGAGGCGAUCCUGACAGUGUCUCUGCCUGGGGUGAGUCUGCUGGUGGUGGGUCUCUGAUGUAUCAUUUGAUUGCAGAAGGUGGGAAGCUUGAUCCCUUAUUCCGGAGGGCGCUACUCCAGAGUCCUUCCUUUGCAGUCAACGCAAACCCCCAAGUGAAUCACAAGCUAUUCAGAGACUUUGCAGCGGCUGCACAAUGCCCAACUGAAGGGGAGGAUGCACUCCGCUGCUUGCGCUUAGCAAAUAGCACUAUUCUAACCAGGGCAAAUGAGGAGGUGUAUCUCGGUGCGCCCGUGCCAGAUGGCAAAUAUAUCCGGAAUCCUGCUCUGUUCGAGUACGCCAGAGGAAAUACCUGGAAAAAAAUAGAGUCAGUAAUCGUUAGCCAUGUCAUAGACGAAGCAAGCCUUGGCCUCCCCGACCCUAUCCCGGAGGGCCAGGUGGAGGCUUUUAUUUCUAAUAACUUACCACCGAACGCUACCGAGCAAACUAAGACAAUAGCCAGCCUCUUUGAAUCACUCUACGCCAACUCAACUCAGAAGGAAAUGCUGUCUGCAUUAUACAACGACAUUCUCUACACUUGCAACUUACGGGCUGUUCUGAAGGCCUACCCGAGCCCCGCGUGGGCGUUUCAGUUCAGUUUCCUCGAUGGCAUGAUAAAUGGGAAGCAUGCAAGCGAUAUACCCGCGACAUGGUAUAACACGAAGCUCCAGGGCAGUAUAGAACCACUAUUUGGGCAAUUCCAACGGUAUAUAACUAACCAUGCACGGACGGGAAAUCCAAAUACGCCCCACAGCAAGAAGCAUGAGCUUGAAUACUGGCCCGAGGUUACCGGGCUGGAAGAGGAUAUGCCAGGAAAUGUGUUCAAUAUGAGCAACUGGGGAUUUGACAUUAUACGAGAUAACCAGAUGCCGAAAAGCGUCUGCGAUGCUUGGAACGAGGCGCUCGUGGAGGCCGUCGAGUUGAACCGCUGA